Messenger RNA from Amphiprion ocellaris (clown anemonefish), 4739 nucleotides. It is a transcript of the gene nrn1a, whose product is annotated as neuritin 1a. The transcript has 3 exons. Bases 259 to 693 code for a protein of 144 amino acids. The record is from RefSeq and is a predicted model, not a curated record. Gene Ontology annotation, biological process: neuron projection extension; nervous system development. NCBI's taxonomy places the organism in Eukaryota, Metazoa, Chordata, Actinopteri, Pomacentridae. Gene Ontology annotation, cellular component: plasma membrane.
AAACCGGUUCUGAGGCGCAGCGGCGGAGGAGCAGCUCUGACCGGCAGCAGGUCGCAGGAAGCGGCCUGGAUGUAGCGGAGCUGUCGGGGUUUUUAUUUACCGGGUUGUUGGGUUUAUUUUUACUCAUUUUUUAGCGGCUGUUGUUUUUUUUUCUCUCUUUUUUGCGGGUUUUUUUCCUGGCGGAAUGUGCGGCUCCUCCUCGGCUGCUCCUCCAACUUUGUGAAUCUGAGCUCUGAUGGUGAAGAGGCGCCGCAGAGGAUGGGAGUAACCAGCUGGUCCUCCAGGUGCCUCGCUCUGCUGCUCGCGCUCCACAUAGUCUCAGUGUUUCGGACGGUGCUGGUCAGUGCUGGUCAAUGUGACUCGGUGUUUAAAGGUUUCUCAGACUGUCUGAUUCAGUUGGGAGACGACAUGGCCAACUAUCCCCAGGACCUGGACGACAGGGAGAACCUGCACAAGAUCUGCACCUACUGGGAUAACUUCCACUCCUGUGCCACGACGGCACUGGCCGACUGCCAGGAGGGAGCGACGGACCUCUGGGACAAACUGAAAAAGGAGUCCCGCAACCUGAAUUUCCGUGGGAGUUUGUUUGAACUCUGUGGCGGCGGCAACGGAGCCCCCAGAUCGGCAGACGCCAGGGGCCUGGUCCUGGUCCUGACCACGCUGCCCACCGUACUGACUUGGCUGGCAUUUUAACGGAAACGAGGAAAAACAUAGAAACAGGAAGCGAUGGGAAGUUUAAAAAAAAAUAAACAAAAAAAAAAGGGGUGGGGGAUCCAUGCGAAAAAAUAUAAAAUAGAAAAAGAGUGAUAGCUGCUCUUAGAUACUGAAACUACAACAUCAAGGAGUUUGAAUUCAUCACAAGAUAAAGAAAAAAGAAAAAAAAAACAGCCAGAAUGGAUUUGUACUGCGACAUCACUGUACAGCGGCCUGGUUUGCCUUCCUGGGACUCUGCUGGCCGUCCUCCCGGAGCGCUCAUCCAAUCGCACGCUGACCUGCCCCGGAGGUCGAUCACAUGAAAUAUUCAACAUGCAGCCGUCGAGCUGAAACGAUGACAAUGAUGAAACUUUGAUGGAUUCUUGCCCGCUUACAAUCGUGGAAUUACACAGUAUUAAAGUCAACCAUGAAUUAUUGAUGUUCAGUAGGCUAGGUCCAGACAGCGCUGUGUGACUGCAGGGUGCUGACACAGUACCAGGCUGGACGUUAGGGUUCCCAUAUAGUCUACGCCAUAUGGGAACCCUAAUAUGCAUAUAUGACCUACAGUACGUAUACAUGUGUAACGUCAGGCCCAGCUUAACGCCACAAAAUCAAUAAGACAAGCCGCGGCCUCGAAACCAUCAGGGUUCCGAUAUAGCCUACAGUACGAUAGACUGUAUGGGAACCCUAAUAUAUCUAUGUGUAUAUGGACCAAUGGCCUAUGUGGACACAUACAUGUAUACAUACUGUAGGUUAUAUGGGAGCCCUAAUACAAAUAUAUAGCCUGUGGUACAUAUAAACAUGUAAUGCCAGGGCCAGGUUCACCCCACAAAAUCAAUAAGACAAGCCAAGACCUUGAGCCUGGUAGGCUAUAUAGGCAUAGUAGGGUUCCCAUAUAGCCUACGGUACAGAUAUAAGUACCCAUAGAGUCUAUGGAGACAAGCUGAGGAAUGAAGACCAUUAGGCUAUAUAUGUAUAUUAGGGUUCCUAUAUAUCCUACAGUAAACAUACGUAUGUAUAUCAGGGUUCCCAUAUAGACUAGGGUAGACUAUAUGGGAACCCUGAUAUACAUAUAUAGCCUACAGUACAUAUAUACAUGGAACACCAGGCCCAGCUUAAUGCCACAGAAUCAAUAAGACAAGCCAAGGCCUGGAGCCCAUUUCAGACCCGUCGCCUCAUUUCCAUCAUGGACAGUUUUUCCUUUUUUACGACGCCAAGUUGAGUGUGGUAGAUCUGAUGGACUGAAUGCCUGAUUGUGAUGUAAUAUUUGUACUUGUAUUGGCUAUUUAUUGUGCUCGGGCCACGGUCACACCAGCUCCGUUCAUGAAGGAAGUGGUCGGAACCGGCAGCAAUGCCAGUUUUGUAAAACGUCGUCCCGAGAAGGUCGGCGUUCAGGAAGCAAAGCUAUUUUAGUAUCGACCUUUGACCCAUGCAGCAUGGCUUGCAGUCAGUCGUGAGUCUUAAAUUUAUAGUGUUUUGUUUCUCGAGCUGGCCAGCUUGCUACCACUUUAUAAAAAUCAACGCCACGUGAAGAAAUUCUGGCUGUGUCAGUUCCUGGUGUGACCGUAGCCUUUUUUCCCCACCAAACACUGAGGUGUAGGGAUGUAGUUGACUAUAAAGCCUGCUUUUCUAGACUGACCUUAACCUGCAUGAUAUCAGUUCAGAGAGUCUCAGACAUUUCAGGAAAUGGGCACAAACCACAAUGUGUUGACGGAUUCACGUUAGCUGGAGGCUAGCCAAACAAACUUCAGAUCAUUUUAACCACACAUUUUGUUUAAUCCAGCAAAUUCUGUCCAACUGGGUCACAAAUCUCCUGUUGUAAAUAGCUAGCUGGGUUUUAGUUUACAGUUCCGUAUAGCUAACACAUUAGCUACUAAAACGGAUUGUUUUAGCUUAGCAACCAAAACAAAUUAGGUCGUGUUGGCUAACUGCAUGGUGUACCUGUUAAAGUGACUGACUGUGAUUAGCUUAAAGGUCAUGAUGCGAAAUAGUUUAGCAGUUAAAACAGACUGAACUAGCUAAGUCAAAGACCCAGUUUGGUGUGGUAGUUAAGAGCCUGGAAGCUAAAAGAGAUGAUAUUUGUGUUGAUAGCUAAUAACCAUUUGGUUAGAGAUUAAAAACAGAUUACCAUGUUAGUCAACAGUUUGGUAAAAUAAGUAAACUGUAACCAGGUUAGCUCAGUGCUAGCUAAAAAAAGUAGUUUGAAAAACACAUCAGAUCAGGUUAGCUAACGGUUCAGUUAAGCAGUUACACGGAUUGAGUCACCUGGGCUAAAUAUAGCUAACAGUUUAGCAGCUAAAUUUAAUGAACUAAGAAGCAGCUAAACUAGAACGAGCUUGUUUAGCUAACAAGUUAGUGGUUAACAGUUUAUUUUAGAGUCUAAUUCAGAUUGUGUUUGUCAGGUUAGCCAGCCAUGUGGUUAGCAGCUAAAAUACAUUAGGUCAGGUUAACUAACAUAUCAGGAAGCAACUAAAAUACAAACACAGUAUAGCAAGCAUACUAAGUCUGAUUAGUUUAUAGCUCAGUUAAAUUGGGUUGGCUCAAGUUAGCCAACAGUUCAGUUCAGCAGCUACAACAAAGAAUGAGAUCUUAGCUUAGCUUAGAGUUUUGUUUAAAAUAGAUCAAGGCAGGCCCGCUAACAAUUCAGUUUAGAGGCUAGAACAGAGAAUGUGGUGUUGGCAGGUACAUAUGACUGUGCCAAGUUAGGUAACUGUUGGGCUAGCUUUUAAAAAUGUAUAAGGUUAGAUUAGCGAACAAUUUGAUUCACAGUUAAAUCUUAUUGGGCUGGGUUAGCUAAAUAUUUGGUUAGCAGCUAAAACGUAUUAGACAUGGUUUAGCUAAAUAUUUGGUUAGCGACUAAAAUGUAUUAAGUCCAAUUUUCAAACAAAUUAGAUCAGGUUAGCCAACAAUUUGGUUAGCAGCUAAAACAAAAUAAGUCAAAUUAGCCAACAAUUUGGUUAGCAGCUAAAAUGUAUUGGACAUGGUUUAGCUAAAUAUUUGGCUAGCAGCUAAAACAUGUCAAGUCAAGUCAGCUAACAAUUUGACUAGCAGCUGAAACAUAUUGGAAGCAGUUAAAGUAGGUCAGGCUAGCUAACAGAUUAAGGUAAACUCUUCCUUUCAGCUUGGAUUGUGAUUUGAUCCUAAAAAAUUCUAUUCAAACAGAAUAUUUGUUCUGAAUUCUACCCAGAUUUAAGCUAAAAGUAUUUUAGAAAAUAGCAUUUCUGUGUUUUCUUCUUGAAUCAGUUUUUCUGUCCAGACGUCGCGCCCAUUUCCUGAAAUCCAGAUGAAAGCAAGUUAAAUUUCAGAGCAAAACUGAUGGAAACUCUAUAAGUACCUUUUGGACGUGAAAGUAGCAGAACAUUGAAAUGAACUUUAGUUGAUGUUGGCGGUAAAUCUCCACCGUCCUCCUGUCAUGUACAUCGAGUCUGUGUGCUAAACGGUUACCCAGAGAUGAUGUUUUGAAAUGCCGACAGCAAUACGAAGAUGUGACUUCAUGGCCAGUGUAGCUAAAAAAAAAUAAAAUCAAACCGUGGCUGAAGAGUGAUAUGACUGUUGCCAUUUAGCACAUCCCCCCUUUUCAUAGCAGCGAUCCAUACUAGACAAGUUUAGGUGAUAUAUUUUAGGUCUGUAUGUUAGAAUAAAAAGCCCAACGAUAUGGUAGCAUCAUAAAACACAGUAAAUAAAUCCAGAGAGGUUGUUUGUUUCUUUGCCGAGGCACCGACGACGAUUCCACUGCCUUCUAACAAAAAGACGUGUACUUCUGUUUGUUUGCUGGUUUGUCUCUUUGUUUGUUUAUGGGGAUGUUGCGUAACAAAAAGAGUUUAAAAAAAGAAAAUAUUCCAAAAAUCAUUUAACAAGAGAAUAUGUAUAUGAAGAGGAAAACUAAAAAAAAAGGCUCUAUUAUAGAUAGUCUAUCCCAGACACAGUUUUAACACCAGAGUGAUACUUUACAAAUUAUAGGCCGACUGAGGUAUAAAAAAAUAAUAAUACAAGAUUGCUAAAAUGAUAAAGAGUAAUAAAUAAAAAGACUAAUGUUUGAAAAUAAA